AUGGCCCCCAAGCCCGCCUCUACUGCCGGCAAGGCUCCCGCUUCUACUGCCUCUAAGGCGCCUGCAAAGACCACCUCGGAGGGUGGCUCAAAGGCCGCGAAGAAGACUGCGAAGGCUUCGAGCGGGGCGGCCGAUGGCGAGAAGAAGAAGCGCAGAAAGAGUCGCAAGGAGACCUACUCCUCCUACAUCUACAAGGUCCUUAAGCAGGUCCACCCUGAUACUGGUAUCUCCAACAAGGCCAUGGCCAUUCUCAACUCCUUCGUCAACGAUAUCUUUGAGCGCAUUGCUACCGAAGCCUCCAAGCUCGCGUCGUACUCGAAGAAGUCGACGAUCUCGUCGCGCGAGAUUCAGACUGCCGUUCGCCUUAUCCUUCCUGGUGAGCUGGCCAAGCACGCCAUCUCUGAGGGUACCAAGUCAGUCACGAAGUUCUCCAGCGCAGGGGCGAAGUAA
This is a messenger RNA of Epithele typhae, 450 nucleotides long. Its product is annotated as histone-fold-containing protein. Bases 1 to 450 code for a protein of 149 amino acids. The record is from RefSeq and is a predicted model, not a curated record. Gene Ontology annotation, biological process: nucleosome assembly. Gene Ontology annotation, cellular component: nucleosome. Gene Ontology annotation, molecular function: structural constituent of chromatin; DNA binding; protein heterodimerization activity. NCBI's taxonomy places the organism in Eukaryota, Fungi, Basidiomycota, Agaricomycetes, Polyporales, Epitheliaceae. The transcript is spliced from 4 exons.